UAGGAGACCGGCAUCGAGUACAAGGGGGCGCCCGCCUAGCCGAGAGCGCGCGCGUCCUCUCGAAUGCGGCAAGCGAACGUGACGUUCCACUGCUACGGCCUCUACCACUGGACUCUGUCGACACUGGUGCCCGCGCUGAGCGGACCCUCGCUACUAGCAGCGGGACCUAACGGAACGGGCCUCGCAAUGCUGGCGACCGCUGCGGCGCCCCAGGCGCCGCCGUCGACCGCUACGGUCAAGGGCGACCUUACGGAGGCCGAGAUGUCGGCCGGCGAGUGGGUGGACGCCUGCUUCCUCCGCCACUCGGCCCCCUGGGUGGUGGGCUACUGCGUGGCGUACACGGCCGUGUUCGUGGUCGGCGUCGUGGGCAACUGCUGCGUGCUGCGUGUGGUGAGCCGCAACGCGUCCAUGAAGAACUCGGCCUUCCACGCGCUGCUCGUCAACCUGGCCGUGGCCGACCUCAUGGUCAUCGUUUUCUGCCUGCCUGUCACCCUGGUCGGGCACUUGUUUGGACCUUGGCUGCUUGGUUUGUUCGUUUGCAAGAGCGUCUCAUACCUGCAAGGGGUUUCCGUUUGUGCAUCCGUCAACACUCUGAUGGCCAUUUCAAUUGACAGAUACUAUGCCAUCUGUUACCCAAUGAAGCGACAGAUUAGCCUGCGCACGUGCCGUGUCGUUAUUGCCGUCAUCUGGGCAUUCAGCCUGACCAUUACGCUGCCGUGGACCUUCUUCUUCCGGCUCAUGCCCAUGCUGAGCGAGAGCGAGACCACGCUGCAGGUGUGCCGCGAGGACUGGCCUACCGAGGGGAUGGGCGUGCUGUACUUCAUCGUGGCCAACUUGGUGCUCUGUUACCUGCUACCGCUCUGCGUCAUCACGCUGUGCUACGUGUUCAUCUGGCUCAAGGUGUGGCGGCGCCGUCCUCCGGGCGAGGCACACGACUUCGGCGUCGAGAACAUCAUACAGCGCUCCAAGAUAAAGGUGGCCAAAAUGCUGCUCGUCGUGGUCGUGGUGUUCGCCAUCUCGUGGCUGCCCCUCUACGCUAUCUUCGCACGGCUCAAGAUGGGCGAGCCACUGGCCGACGGCAGCCUCGAGCAGUCGCUGAUCGAGGUGGCCGCGCCGGUAGCUCAGUGGUUAGGUGCCUCCAACAGCUGCAUCAACCCCAUCCUCUACGCUUUCUUCAACAGCAAGUUCCGCAUGGGCUUCAAGGCCAUCCUCUUCCGGCGCAACUGCUGCUGUUGCUGUUGGUGUUGCGACGGCGCCAACGGCGGCCGUCGUCGCUCGGCGGCCAGCGUUGCGCGCCACGAGCUCUCCUGCAACCGGCCUUCGAGCGUGAGGACUUCCCUGGCCGUGGCGCGCAGGAAGGAUUCGCGCCUUUCGGAUGUGUUCUGACUCUCGCUGUAGAGAAAUACCGCAAAGAU
Molecule: messenger RNA, 1415 nt
Organism: Dermacentor silvarum
Lineage: Eukaryota; Metazoa; Arthropoda; Arachnida; Ixodida; Ixodidae
Product: neuropeptide SIFamide receptor
Exons: 3
Coding region: 64-1386 (440 amino acids)
Biological process (GO): G protein-coupled receptor signaling pathway
Cellular component (GO): membrane
Molecular function (GO): neuropeptide Y receptor activity; peptide binding
Source: RefSeq, a predicted model, not a curated record